Molecule: messenger RNA, 1175 nt
Organism: Drosophila biarmipes
Lineage: Eukaryota; Metazoa; Arthropoda; Insecta; Diptera; Drosophilidae
Product: solute carrier family 25 member 35
Exons: 3
Coding region: 79-993 (304 amino acids)
Source: RefSeq, a predicted model, not a curated record
GAAUCUCAGACUGGUGCUUAUCGCAAGUUAAGAGCGUUAGUGAUCACUGGAUUGCGAUACAGAGCGGACGUCGCAUUGAUGGCUACGUCUGAUUUUGUGCUGGGCGGCGUGGCUGCCAUGGGAGCUGGUUUCUUUACCAAUCCCGUGGAGGUGAUCAAAACUCGCAUCCAGCUGCAGGGAGAGCUGGCUGCCCGAGGAUCUCACGCUCAGCCCUAUAAGAGUGUCUUUCAGGCCUUUGUAACAGUGGCCAGAAAUGAUGGAAUUCUCGGUUUGCAGAAGGGAUUGGCUCCAGCUUUAUGCUUCCAGUUUGUCAUAAACUCCUUCCGAUUGAGCAUUUACACCCAUGCGGUGGAUAAGGGUUGGGUGCACAAUAAGAAGGGCGAAAUCUCGUUUGCCAAGGGCAUGUUUUGGGGCGCCUUGGGGGGCGUUGUGGGCUCCUAUUGCGCCAGUCCCUUCUUCCUGAUCAAGACGCAACUCCAGGCACAGGCUGCCAAGCAGAUCGCCGUUGGUUAUCAGCAUCAGCAUGCCUCGAUGAGCGAUGCGAUAAGGCAGAUAUACCGGAAGAACGGCGUCUUUGGACUCUGGAGGGGAUCCAUGGCCAAUGUGAGCCGGGCUACGGUGGCGUCAGCCGUUCAAAUCGCCACCUUUGGCCAGGCCAAGUCCCUCUUGAAGGAGAGCGGCUGGGUUACCCAUCCCACGAUCCUGUCGUUCUGCUCUGGCUUAUCUGCUGGAUCCUUUGUGUCGGUGGCAAUCACACCACUGGAUGUGAUCACCACCCGUCUGUAUAAUCAGGGAGUGGAUGCUCAAGGUCGUGGGCUCUACUACAAGGGCUGGCUGGACUGCGUGCUCAAGAUUCUGCGAUCGGAGGGGGUGUAUGGGUUGUACAAGGGCUUCUUUCCGAUUUAUCUGAGGAGUGCUCCAUACUCCACUCUGGUGCUUUCGUUCUUUGACGAGCUGAUUGCCCUGCGGGAAAGGUACGACCUUCACUACUGAUCAAUUAGCUCUUCGGAAGAAGAAGGCGCAUGAAAUCAUAAAAUGCCAAACCAAUUAGACAAUUUUUUUAAGAAGAAAACAUAUAUAAUUGAGUAUGUAUUUAUUUAUCGUAAUUUAAAACUAAACAAGGAGGUGAGUAAACAAUUUAAAAUAUUUCUAUUAAAAUCUAAACCAAUAUGUAA